Molecule: messenger RNA, 4206 nt
Organism: Entamoeba invadens IP1
Lineage: Eukaryota; Evosea; Mastigamoebida; Endamoebidae
Product: protein serine/threonine kinase, putative
Exons: 1
Coding region: 1-4206 (1401 amino acids)
Biological process (GO): protein phosphorylation
Molecular function (GO): protein kinase activity; ATP binding
Source: RefSeq, a predicted model, not a curated record
AUGAAAUGUGGUUUGUGCGACUCGACGUGUGGAGGGAAGUGUGAUCCAACAGACGGUCAUUGCACAGGGUGCCAAAGCAACUAUGUUUUGUAUCAAACAAACAAUUUGAAGUGCCAAAAAUGCUCUGAUUUUGAUGGCAACUGUGUCACAUGCAACUCCAAUUAUGAAAGAAAGUGUACCACAUGCAACACUGGAUAUUAUCCAAACGCAGACGGGAAAUGCAUACCAUGUGAAGCAUCGUGUGCUCCCAACAUGUGUAACACGUCAAAUGGCAACUGUGACAAAUGCACUGAAAACAAAGUUAUCACAAAUCCAAUUUCAAAUGUUUGCGUUGAUUGCACUGCUUUUGAUUCAAGGUGUGUGACGUGUUCACCAUCGUUUGCUCGAAAGUGUGUCAAUUGUGUUGCUGGUAGUUACCCACAAACCGCUGGCGAUUUCAGAUGUAAAUAUUGUGAUGCCACAUGUGGAGGAAAGUGUGACACGACAAAUGGACAUUGUACUGGGUGUAACGAAUCGUAUGUUCCAACAACAUCAGAUCCGUUUAAGUGUGAAAGUUGCCAAACAUUCGACUUCAAUUGUGCGACUUGUGUUUCUGAUAAAAGAGAGUGUGCUGUUUGCAAACCAGGGAAAUACCCAAAUGAUUCUUCUAAAGUAUGCCAAGACUGUGACUCGACAUGUAACGGAGAUUGUAACACAGCAAAUGGUAUUUGUAACACGUGUUCAUACAAUUACGUUUUCAAUGAACCAAAAGGAAGAAGUUGUGUGCCAUGUGCUACAUUUGACAGACAUUGUGUGACUUGUGCUUCUGAUUAUUCAAAAAAGUGUGUAAAGUGUUCAAAUGGGUAUUACCCCGACUCAAAUGGAAAGUGUGUUGCGUGCUCAACAAUAACCAACAAUUGCAACAAUUGUAAUAAAACAGAAAAAAGUUGUUUCGGUUGCAAAGACCCGUAUUACCUCUCAAAUCAAAAGUGUUUUUCAUGUGAAGCUGGGACUUACAAAAAGACGGAGACCACAUGUGACAAGUGUUACAAUGCUAUUUUGAAUUGUAAGAAUUGUGGAACAGAUUCUGUUGGCAAUGCGAAGUGCAACAAUUGUUAUCCACCAUACACUUUAAGUUCAAAUGGUAAUAGUUGUGACCAAUGUGAUUCAGCUUCAUAUUAUGACAAAACAACAAAUCGCUGUGUAAAUAAAAAUACAACUUGUGCUGUACAAAUUGAAAGCACUAAAUGUGUCCGUUGCACUGAUAUUUAUUUUGUGUCAAAUGGGGUGUGUAAAAGUGCUCAAAACUGCAACAGCCCAUCGAGUCUGUCACCGGCUUCAUGUGAUUGUUCAGACCAAAUUUCGAUCAAUUCUGAUUGUGCGUCAAUUGCUUCAUAUUGCAAAUAUCAGACAACAAUAGCAUUAACUUCAACAUGUUUAAUGUGCAAAGACAGUUUUAUUUUAUCACCAAAUGCAUGUAACCAAAUAGAAUCAAAUGAAUUGUAUAGAAAUGGUGUGAAGUACAGUUGUUGGGAUGGAAAAUAUAUUAGUAAUAACAACGUAUGCGAAAUGUGUCCAAAUUCAGCUUUAAUUUGUAUUAAUUAUGGCAACAAAAUUUACACAAUAAAAUGCACACCAAACACAAUACAAAAAGUUGGAACAGAACAAUGUAUAACAGAUGAGUUGUGUUUGCAAUAUACACAUAAUUACUGCUCUAAAUGCAAGUCGGUGUCAUCACAAAUCAUCAAUGGAAUAUGCACAGCCUGCCAAACACCAAACUGCAAAUUUUGCGAAGGAAACAAGUGCAAGCGAUGUGCCAACGAUUAUUUGAUGGUCAAAGAGAAUCAAUGCGUUUUUCAAAAUAAACAAAACUGUGACAAAUCGAGUGUAUCUGGAUGUGUGUUGUGUUCAAGUGGGUUUUAUCAAGUUGACUCUUUGAACGUUGAAGGCAAAUUCGAUUUCUGUCUUCCAAUACCCCCAACACUAUAUCCAAAUUGUAAACGACUUGCUUUUUCUAAAAACAAAUGUGUAGAAUGUAACGAUUUAUUCAAAUUGAAAGGUGGGGUAUGUAAGGAAUCGUUCGAAGAUGAAGCUCCUGUUGUUCCACCAGAAACGGAACCCAAACUUCCUGUCUCUGUUAUAUCCAAUUCACAUAUUAAAUAUUUACCAUUUUUGAAAGGAGUUACUGGGUCCAAAUGUCAAAUAAGAGACAACAAAGGAUGUCAACGGUGUAAUGAUGGAUAUUACGAUGAAAAUAAUGAGUGUGUGAAAUGCACCAACGAUUGCAGUUCGUGUUACUCACAGACAUAUUGUACUUCAUGUGAAAGUGGGUAUUAUCUUGACUCAAUAAAUAAAUGCCAGACCCUUGGUGAUUUGGGUGCCAAAUGCAGUGUCGCAAUUCCAACAGGUGGUGGAUGUGCUAUCUGUAGAGAUGGAUAUUAUAAAGUGCUUAAAGAUUGUAUAGUAUGUGACAUUUCAUGUAGUUCAUGUAUAAGCAAUACUUCGUGUUCUGUAUGUGCAGAUGGCUAUUUCAUUGUUGAGUCCGAAAGUCGCUUGUGUCAACAUAACACAACAAAUACAAACUGUUUAAAAGUUGGGUAUUAUGGCUGUGAAGUCUGUGCUGAUGGAUAUUACUUAUCACAUUCGCGUUGUACAAAAUGUGAGAAAUUGUGCACAUCCUGUAUUUCACAAAAUGUGUGUACAAAUUGUGUAUCAAAAGAAUACGUUUUAUAUGAUUCUAAAUGUGUACACUACUCUAAAAUACCAAAUUGUAUUGAGGCUACAGAUUCAAAGUGUGUAAGAUGCAAUGGGUAUAACAAACCGUCUGAAAGUGGUGACAGUUGUAUUCAAACGGUAAAUAUGGGAGCGGCAAUUGGUAUUCCAAUAUCGAUUCUACUAGUGAUGAUAAUAAUUGUUUUAUUGAUAGUGAUUACUCUUAUUGUAAUAUUCAAGAGGAAUCAGAAGAAAGAAAAGCUCAAAGUGUGCACAUACAAGAUGAGUCGCUCGAACAUCAAGAUGUCGACAUUAGUGGACAAUAUAGUAGUUAAUAAAUCCAAAUUGAAGUUUGACUUAGAAACGGACGAUCUUAUUCCUGUUGAUAAAGAGACAAAAGACUUGAUCUGCAUAGGAAACACUUCAAAACAUAAUAUGAAAGUCCAAUUUAGUGUUAUUGAAGGGUGUGAUUCAUACAAAAUUCGCACAGUUCCUUCCAUUGUUACACUGAAAAGGGGCGAAGCCUGUGAAUUUGAGAUAUUUAUACAACCCCUUUGUACAUGUAAAAUAGAAGAAGACGUGAUGAUCACUUCACUUGAUUUAACAACAGGAAUUGUUGUGAACGCCAAAAUAGGAAUUGACACAACGACACAACAAACGACCAAACUUAAUUAUAAAGAACUUGAUGUGAUCACCAAACUUGGCGAAGGAUCAUUUGGCAUUGUGUAUAAAGGCAAUUACAGAGGAAAUAUAGUAGCCAUUAAAAAGAUGAAACAAAUUGCUUCCCCAAACACAGUUACAAGUAAUUUUACUGAUGAAAAGAAGUCACUUGAUGAAUUUGAAAAUGAAGUGAACAUGUUGGACAAAUUUAGAAGUGAGUAUAUCGUCCAUUUUUAUGGCGCUGUGUUUAUACCAAACAAGGUGUGUAUGGUCACUGAAUAUGCACAUUUUGGGUCUUUAAAUGAUGUUUUAAAACAAAGAAAAACGGAUGAAAUUAACACCAGAAUGCGUGUUAAAAUUAUGUUAGAUGCAGCAAGAGGAAUUCAAUAUCUCCAUGAGAAUGGGAUUUUACACAGAGAUAUUAAACCAGACAACAUUCUCAUAUUUUCAUUGGAUAAUAACGAACGUGUCAAUGCAAAGCUGACUGAUUUUGGAUCAUCUAGAAAUGUCAACAUGCUGACAACAAACAUGACAUUCACAAAAGGUAUCGGAACACCAAAUUACAUGGCACCUGAAAUAUUAAAAAUGGAACACUACAAGAAACCAGCAGAUAUAUACUCGUUUGCGAUAACUAUGUACGAGUGCUUUGGGUGGUGCAAUGCUUUUUCAGAAAAACAGUUCAAGUUCCCAUGGAAAAUUACAGAGUUUGUGACACGAGGAGAACAUCUUGAAAAACAAAGUUCGAUGUCUGAUGAACAGUUUGGUGUCAUUCAAAAAUGUUGGUGUAAAAAUCCAAUUGAGAGAAUCGAAAUUGGCGAAGUUGUCAACUUGGUUAAUGGCUUGAUAAACAAGUGA